AGAGAGAGAGAGACUCUCCGCAAACACUUUCCAAAGCAAAGCGUACCACCACCGCCUUCCUCUCUCUUCACCAUCAACUUCAACACUCAAAAAGAACCCAAAUUCACAAUAUUCUUCUGAAUCUGGGUUUGAAAAUGCCGUUAUAUAAAAGAAAGCCAUUUGCUUUGGUGGAAAAACCAAAGGAUUUGAAGCCUAAUGACCUCGUGUUCCAAGUUCGUUUUACUAAAGAGAUAUUUAAGGAUUACAGUGAAUAUCUGAGACGGAUGAACCUGUAUCGCCAUAGAGUAUGGUCAUGCAAAUCGACAGGAAAGAAUAACUUGACGUAUGAGGAGGCAUUGGUUUCAGAGAAGAAGGCUGCAGAAGAAGUUCAGAAGUUCCCCGAGGAACUAAUGGCUCCGGUUCUCCGUGAUGUGCAAUUCAGUAUGCUCAAUUUAAAAGAUCUUGGGGACGCUAUUGCUCAAAAGCUGCAGGGCUGUCUUUCAGAAGGUAGUGAAUUAUAUGGGAGGAAAACCAAUCAUGUAUAUUCCUGCAAAAUUGAGAAAGUUGUGAAGGAUGGUGAGGAAACCCGUUAUGAGGUUUCAUGGCUAGACAAAUAUGAAAGACUGCCUGAGAAUACAGUCAUCAAUGAAGAAGAUCUGAUUAGGUGCAAAUUGCGAUUUAGUAGAGCUUUUCUAAGGUCCUUUAUCAGAGAAUCUACAUAUCGAAGCAUUCCUUGGGUCUUACAUGAAAAAUUGGCAAAGAAGCAUGGAAUACCAACUGGUCCUCCGGAUGAGCUUAAGGAUCAAAUAUGUAUGCAGGAUGGUGGUGUUGUUAUUAAUAGAAAGAAAAAGAAAAGUGAAGAUAGAGAGGCAAAAGAGAAUGGCUUCCAAGAUUCAAAUGAGAUAGGAAAAGAAGACAACCUGAACGCGGAGUCCAUUAGAUAUCCAAUCGAUGAUCUUUUGGUGCAAUGUGCAGAGUCCGAUAAACACUUGGUUGAACGCCCUUCUCCAUGUAGGGAAUUUAACGUCCCAAUGGAAUGCAUAGGGGAUCUUUUGAUGGUAUGGGACUUUUGUACUUCGUUUGGCAGGUUGUUCCACCUGUCGCCAUUCUCCCUUGAAGAUUUUGAAAGUGCUGUCUGUCACAAAGGCAGCAACAUUGUUCUCAUAUCUGAAUGUCAUUCAGCCCUUCUUCGCUUUCUUUUGAAAGAUAACGGCGAGUAUUUCAUGGCUGUACAGAAGAAAAGACAGAAGCUGAAGAUUACUUUAAUCAAUUGGAUGGAGUAUUUGUCUGAUUUCUUGGAAUUAAUUGGUAUUAUAGAAUUGUCUAAUCAUGUUGCAACAAUUAAGAGGGGUCACUAUGGCCUUGUAGACAUUCAGGCUAAAUUGGCAAUCUUGCGUGAACUGGUCUGUCGAGUCAUUGAGACAGAGUAUUUUAAAGAGAAAUUGGAUGAGGAUAUUGAAAAAAAGCAGGCACUUGCAGCAACAAGGAGAGAUGAAAUUUUGGAAGAAUCUAGGAAGAAGAGAGAAGAAGACCAUUUGAAAAUACAGUCUAAUGGGAAGGAAGCAACAAAAGGGUGUGGCAACUCCUCAGAUACUGGGAGCGAUAACCACCUCAGAGAGAAUGGAGAUGUGCCAAGUAGGAACGGCAAACGAACAUCAUCUCAAUCAAAACAUUCAUUAGAAGACAGUGAGAGUGAGCUACUAGCAGACUCAUUUAAAAAAGCUAAGAUGAGAAAGGUUGAAGUCAAAAAUGCUACAGAAAAGAUGAAUGGUUCCUCGAAGAUUGCUUCUGACAAAUUGAUAAAGGAUGAAGGGAAGGAAACAUUAGACAACAGGAGUAAGGAUCAAAGAGCUCUUCACAAAAUGCGGAAAAAUGAGAUAAAGGAGCAUCUUGAAAAAAGGAGUAAAGAGCAAAGGAAAGAAUAUCUUGAACGGGAAAUAGAGAAGAGAGUAAUACGCACCAAUCCAUUGGGUAAGGACAGAGAUUAUAAUAGGUAUUGGUUUUUCCGCCGGGAUGGAAGAAUAUUCGUUGAGAGUUCAGAUUCUGUCCAGUGGGGCUAUUAUUCUUCCAAGGAAGAGCUUGAUGCUCUGAUUGGAUCACUGAAUGUGAAGGGUGUAAGAGAGAGGGCUCUUAAAAUGCAACUGGAAAAACUCUAUGACAAAAUAAGGUGAGUUAAACGUCAGAUGAAACAUUUUGAUUUU
Molecule: messenger RNA, 2180 nt
Organism: Nicotiana tabacum (common tobacco)
Lineage: Eukaryota; Viridiplantae; Streptophyta; Magnoliopsida; Solanales; Solanaceae
Source: RefSeq, a predicted model, not a curated record